Molecule: messenger RNA, 2701 nt
Organism: Archocentrus centrarchus (flier cichlid)
Lineage: Eukaryota; Metazoa; Chordata; Actinopteri; Cichliformes; Cichlidae
Gene: efna2a
Product: ephrin-A2a
Exons: 4
Coding region: 940-1566 (208 amino acids)
Biological process (GO): osteoclast differentiation; ephrin receptor signaling pathway; axon guidance
Cellular component (GO): plasma membrane
Molecular function (GO): ephrin receptor binding
Source: RefSeq, a predicted model, not a curated record
GAGCGCGAGAUGGAGAGAGGGGGUGGGGGUUACUUACACCGAGUCGGGGUGCCGGUGAGUGAUGUUGCCGCUAUAGGUGGAGGUUGUACGGGAGCGUGUUGGGAUUAAAGCUGUGCUCAUCGACGGCUCCCUUGCUGCGCCGGUCAGCGUGACGCACGGAAAGACGCGCAGUGACUGGAGUUAAAUUGGAUUGGAGCCAGUGGCAGCGGAGGAAUCACCAAGUUGAGACGCUGUGAGAGCUUGUGGUUGUUUAAGAAGGAUUCUCCCAUCUUACAAAUGUUAUUGUGUGAUAAGUUUGAGCAGAAAAUAACGAAACGGAGCGUGUUUUUGUGCGGAAUGCAUUUCCUUAAACUGCAAUAAGAGAAAAGGUCAAGUGGACGCAGUGUUGGGCUGCGAAGAGAUUUGCACCGUGGAACGAGCGGAAAAAAGCAUGCGCCAGGCGCAGUAGAAAUCUGGGUAAACAAAUAUGACGGCCGGUUUUGGCGUUAUCUUAGGUCUGCUGAUGAGCUACGAUAUCACCGACAGAAUUAUAAACCUCGGAUAAAUUCUGGAAUCUACUUAACAUUUUCUGGAAAGAGAGAGCGAGACGGGAUCUAAUCCAGGUAGCGCAUCUCUCUCUGGCUGCGCGUAAUGGGAGAAAACUUUUGGACCUUGCAGAGGAGACGCGCAAGCAGCAUCCCGCCGACGACGCUUUUGUAAAUACCAUGUAAAUUCUUCUUUUAUGCGCAACUGGCCAAGUUUGAAAGUGAAUUUCAAACAUUCAGUAUGACUUGAAACACCACAGAGCAUCAAAGCCAGUUAAUUAUCCCAUGAGCCGCCGACCCGAUUUUGUCAGAAGACACGCAGGAGGACAUUGAUGAUCUAGAGAGGAUUUCUGGAGCAGCGACAGCAGCGCAGUGAAAGCCUGAUAUCAGUUAGAAAUAAAAAGACUCCCCCUAGAUGUCUAUGAUGUUGUGCCAGCUCGGGCAGAAGUGUGUGAUGGAGGUGGUGUUGCUGGCCAUCCUGUCUUGGGUGUCCGUGUGGGCGGAGGAGAAGAUCAUAUUUGACAGACACGCUGUUUACUGGAAUAGCUCCAACCCCAAGUUCUGGCAUGGAGAGUACAGAGUGGCAGUGAACAUCAAUGACUAUCUAGACAUCUACUGUCCAUACUAUGAGGGUCUUCCAUCCCAUGGACGCAUGGAGCGCUACAUCCUAUUCAUGGUCAACCAUGAGGGCUACACUUCCUGCCAGCACAGGAUGCGUGGCUUUAAGCGCUGGGAGUGCAACCGUCCCACUGGUCCUGAUGGGCCCCUGCGCUUCUCAGAGAAGUUCCAGCUCUUCACUCCUUUCUCCCUGGGCUUUGAGUUCAGGCCUGGACACGAGUACUACUAUAUCUCAUCUCCUCACCCAAACCAUGUGGGGCGGGCAUGUCUAAAGCUGAAGGUGUAUGUCAGACCUCCAGAUGGGUCAGGAUAUGAUUCUCCGGAGCCUUUCCUGACUGAUGGAGGUUCAAGCCGGAGGGCAGGGUCCAUGACCCUGUUAGCUGCUCUGGCUUCACUCUUCCUGGGACUCUUCUACUGGCUGUGACCUUUCUCUCCUUCUUCAUGGAGCUCCCACCCAGGGAUAAUGGGCUGGGUUGGCUGUCCCUCUAAAUCCACCACCCCUCAGGGAAGCCCUCUGUCUCCGUUCCGCUCCCACCGCCACCUCAAUACAACCACCAACCACCCCCACUGCCAGCAUCCUUCAUGGCCCAGCCACGGACACCCUUCACCGGCCGGGCUGAGAGAGCUGGGUCUUGAGUUGUCUGGGAAGUUGUUCAUCUCUGGUCCCUGAAUUCCAGGUGGAACAGCACCUCUCAGCUGAAAAACACAGGAGAAAUGUCUCUGCACUCAUAUCAGGGGGUCCUUUUGAUUUGACUAUUGACUCUUGGCCACUGAUGGGGUAGAUGUCGCCAUGGCUAUGAUUAAACUUGUCGUUCUGGGGCAAUUCCAAUCAUGCAAUCACGGCAGGAUGCAUUAAGCGAUAGGCCUGGAUGCACAAAAAUUGAAUUUUGCUCACAUUGCUAUCCCAUCCUCAAACCAAGAAUUGAAAGUGGCCAACCUUGCAUUGUAAUUGGAAUUCUAUUCUAUCUGGAACAAUUCCAGCUGCAACAACAAUAAGAGCGAUUGCAUAGAGGAGAGGAGCACAGUGGCUCAGCCUGUGUAGAAAAGAGGGGGAAACAAUGCGAGCACAGAUUUAAAUGAAUACGGCCAUAUGGGAAAUGUAAUAUUAUAUGUGUUGAUAUUUUCGGACCCAGUGUAGAGUCACUGCAAUAUGAUAUAAAAAUCAUACAUUUUGAUUUCUAGAAGAGGCUCAGAUAACUCAUUAAAAUGACAAGUAUAACCAUAGCCGGUUUCAUUGGGAGGGUGUGGGGGUGUUUGGGGUAGGUUCGAUGAGAUGUAGAUCUUCAGGUGGGAUGUGUUCUGUCUUAUUCAUGUUUCUAAACAAAGCAUUUAUCACGGCCUGGCCAGCACAGGCAUCUUCAGCACUGUCUAAUGUUGACUGGGUCGGGUGACUUUUGGAACCAUGAUUUUCUCAUGUAUGAAUGUACCACUGGUCACCCACCUCUUUGUCUUUCUGUAUUAUUAUGACUGUGGUCACUUACAGUACCUUCUCUCAGACUGGCAGGAUGAAAGAGUUGGGGCUUUAAAAAGAUGUUAUGUGGGAGUUGGGGGGGGGGGGG